Acanthopagrus latus (yellowfin seabream) is the source of this 1333-nucleotide messenger RNA. Its product is annotated as pituitary tumor-transforming gene 1 protein-interacting protein-like. Lineage: Eukaryota; Metazoa; Chordata; Actinopteri; Spariformes; Sparidae. Gene Ontology annotation, cellular component: nucleus; cytoplasm. The record is from RefSeq and is a predicted model, not a curated record. Gene Ontology annotation, biological process: protein import into nucleus. The coding region runs from base 198 to 698 and encodes 166 amino acids. The transcript is spliced from 7 exons.
UCCCCUCCUUUGUCUCCAGUGCGUAAUGAGCGUGCGUCAUGAGCCAGCGUUUGGUCCCUCGUCUGUAGGUUCACACAGAGAUUCAGCUCUGGAUCGGAGCAGCCAAAACAUUUCCUCUAUUGCGCUCAACGGGUUUCACACAAAACUCUGAGACAUAGGAAACCACUUGGAAUAAUCCUCGUGCAAGUGGUCGGACCAUGGAUUCGCGGAUUUUAAUCCUUGCUCUCCUGCUUGUCGUCGGUUUGGCGACAGUUUUCUGUCAGACUCCCGCACCUGGCAUAGCUUGCGAGGCGAAGAAUGGGACAAGCUGUGAGCAAUGUCUCAACAACGUGACGUGCUUGUGGUGUAUCAAAACCAAGUCGUGUAUUACAUAUCCAGUGAGGACCAUCCUUCCACCACAUUCACUCUGCCCACUGAAUGAUGCACGCUGGGGUCUCUGCUGGAUGAACUUCCAGGCGUUGAUAAUCACCCUGGCUGUGGUUGGUGGGAUCAUCAUCAUCGCCGCCCUGGUCUGCCUGUUCUGCUGCUGCAAGUGCGAGAACUUUGGAUCCAAAAGGUUCGAGGCCAAGAUGCAGAGGCAGGCCAACAAGACGAAUACCAAGCAGGAAGAAAGGAAGGCAGAGAUGAAACAGAGACACGAGGAAAUCAGGAAGAAAUAUGGUCUAAGUGGAGCAAAUCCAUACUCCAAAUUUGCAUGAGAGGACCCUUCUGUUCCCCCUGCUCCCAACCUGUGACAGACAACGACCUGUCCCAUGGUUGCAAAAGUAAACAUAACCUGAGAAUUCAUGUAUACUAUAAAUAAAACAAUCUGAAGUAGUUUUGUACAGGCAGUCUCUGGCAUACUCCAGCUAAUGAAUAGGGAUGUUGUGCUCAGUAUCAUGACCCAAGAGGCUGUAACCAAAGCUAGAAUAGACACAUGUAGUGACAGUGUUGUCAAAGGCAAUAGUGUGGCUCCCGUAGCACCACUCUACUUAUACUAUUUAUAAGCAUGACAAGCAAGUCUUAAGUUUAAACUGUACAGAAUGGAAAGAAUCCAGUUUGGUUACUGCACUAGUCCUUCCUUUUACUUAAGAAAUAUCUGCUGCGCCUGUUUCGCUCGCCUGAGCUGCUGAUAUACUUAGAAGUUAAAACCUAUUUUUGUAUUUUGUAUGAUUGUAUUUUCUACUUUCAAAUCGAAUAGAUCCUCCUAAAUUCCAUUUAUUCCUACACACUGCACCUUUAACUUAAGAUGAAUGUGUUGAUCGUAAAGUCUGUCUAGUUCUACGUUUGUCUGUUUACCCUGUAAAGAUACAAAAACCUAAUAAAAGACUAGACUUUUGUGCUUUUAUUAAAA